This is a messenger RNA of Rotaria sordida, 426 nucleotides long. Lineage: Eukaryota; Metazoa; Rotifera; Eurotatoria; Philodinida; Philodinidae. The record is from the annotation of a GenBank genome assembly.
AUGUCUAAUAAAAAGGCAGAAUAUGAUUAUACAAUCAAUAUUAUUAAAAGAUUUGACUUUUAUGGUUUAUUUAAUGAUUCGGAUAUAAAUCGUUCUAAAGAAUUUGAAUUUCUAAUUGAAAAUCAACUUGAUCUUCAACUUUUACCAAAUGAUACAAUUACUCUAUUUUUUCAAAAUUCUGAUGUUAACAAAAAAAUAAUGACAUAUUUAUUAAUCAGAAUUAUGAUUGAUGGUAAAACAGAACGUCAAGUUGGAAUAUUUAUUGUUCAAAUCAAAUUAAAUGAAAAUCAACAAAGAAAUAAUUUAGCAUGGAAAGGUAAUACUGAUCAAGUAUUUCAUUAUGAUGAUAUAAUAACAAUUUAUGGGAAAGAAAAACAAUUUGAUGUUUUUGUUGAUAAUCAACCUUAUGCUGUGUAUUAUCAAUAA